AAUAUCUGUAAUCUGUUGAGUUGUUUACUUUACAACUAGCAUAUAGCCACUGCAUUCAAAACUAAUUCUAACACAGUUACAACAAUGAAUGCUUUUUAAAAGAGUACAAUUAUUACCUAAUUUUUUUUAAAUUAAUUUAAUUAGAUUUUUCCAUUAUGGCUUCUUCUGGUUUUGGUCUUCGUGAAAUAAUUAAAAUACCAUCAGUUUUUAAUGAAAAUAGCACUAAUAAUACAUCAUUUACUGAGCAUGCCGUUUGGUGUAUUGAUUGGCGGCCGUCACAACAUUGGAUGUUUCAGAUUGCUAAUGUUUUAUUCUUUUUGUCAUAUUCAGUGCCAACUAGCUAUUAUGGUAUAUUGUUUAUGCAUUCAACUUUAAUUGCAGGUUUUCUUAUACUCAUUACUUGGGCUUGGAGAAUAGUAUGUGCGCCUGAUUUGUUCACUUGGAAUUUAUGUUUUCUUUUCAUUAAUAUUCUACAGCUAAUUUAUCUUAUUUAUCAAAGAAGACCGAUUAAUUUUAAUCCAGAACUUGAACAAAUUUAUCGUAGUAUGUUUAAGCCUUUCAAGAUUACUAGAAUUCAGUUCAAGAAAUUGGUGAGUGAACAAUUUGCUCAGAUUGUUACAUUGCACAUAGGUGAGGCUUAUGCUAUGCAAAAUAUCACAAAAACUGAUCGACUUGGACUACUUAUGUCCGGAAAAGCAAAUGUUCUCCAAGAUCAUCAACUUUUACAUCCUAUAGGACCAUGUGAGUUUUUGGAUUCUCCUGAAUUUGAAAGUAGAGGCUCUUCUGAAGACAAAUUUAAGGUUUCUGUAAUUGCUGCGACAACAUGUCGAUAUAUAUUCUGGCAAAGAUCCGCAUUGGAAUAUUUGUUUGUUAAAGAAACAUAUUUAGCCACUGUAUUAGCUACUUUGAUUGCGAAAGAUAUAACUAUUAAACUUUAUUCUAUGAAUAAUAAAAUUAUGACAGAUAAAGGAUCACACUUAGAUAUCAGAUUACCAAGUAUUACUCCAGCUUUAGCAUCAAAAGAAUGUAAGCCACCAAUUGUGAAAACAUUAAAAAAACUGGCGGUGAUUUCAUCGCAUUGUCCUAAAUCACCUAUACCAGCUGUGAAAAUUACCAAGUGCGACACGUUGAUUAUGGAUAAAUGCCAGACGACCAAUGGAAAAUUCAAUCGAAUGAACUUGGCCAAUGAAAUGGGUAACACGGGAGUGGAAAAUUGGCUUGAAAAAACUUCAAAAUAUCAUAGUUUGGAAAUGGCAGAUGACGAAUAAAUUUACAAUUCUAUUACUGGUUUUUAUUUUACAAUUUAUUUAUUGUUAACUUAACAAAUAUUUGUUUUAAAAAUAAAUUUAUAUUAUUUUUAA
Messenger RNA from Aphis gossypii (cotton aphid), 1361 nucleotides. RefSeq names its product popeye domain-containing protein 3-like. Bases 156 to 1268 code for a protein of 370 amino acids. The transcript has 7 exons. Gene Ontology annotation, cellular component: sarcolemma. Gene Ontology annotation, molecular function: cAMP binding. The record is from RefSeq and is a predicted model, not a curated record. Lineage: Eukaryota; Metazoa; Arthropoda; Insecta; Hemiptera; Aphididae.